Messenger RNA from Sphenostylis stenocarpa, 2427 nucleotides. NCBI's taxonomy places the organism in Eukaryota, Viridiplantae, Streptophyta, Magnoliopsida, Fabales, Fabaceae. The record is from the annotation of a GenBank genome assembly.
CGAGUUGAAUUGUUAGGAGAUUUCAAGAUCACUGAACUGGUGAGACUGUGGAAUCUUGUGUUGAGGGAUGAUUCUCUUCCUGUCUGCUUGCCUGACAAAGUACAUGAUGUUAAAUUGGGUGACUCAGCUGAGGAGAGUACUGUUGCUCCAGCAACAAGUGAUAGCCAGACUAAUGCAGCCUCAGGUUCCAGCAGCAAAGCUGGUACAGCCAGGGGAUCUGACUCUGCUGAUUUUAGGAGUGGGUAUUCAUCUAGCUCAAGGGGUGCAAUGUCAUUUGCUGCUGCUGCUAUGGCUGGACUUGGAUAUGCUAAUAGCAGAGGUUUCAGGGGUGGCAGAGAUAGGCAUGGGCGCCUGUUGUUUGGUGCUUCUAAUGAUCCUCCAAAAUUGAUUUUUACUGCUGCUGGGAAGCAGCUUCAUAGGAAUUUGACUAUAUACCAGGCAAUUCAAAAACAACUUGUGCUUGAUGAAGAUGAUGAUGAGAGAUUUGCUGGCAGUGACUAUGUAUCCAGUGACGGAAGCAGUCUGUGGGGUGAUAUUUACACCAUCACUUAUCAAAGAGCAGAAAACCAGACAGAUAAGGCAUCUACUGGAGGAUCAAGUUCAAAUACUUCAAAACCCUCAAAAUCUGGCUCUGGCCCAAAUUCUAGCCCAGAAACUAAAUUGCAUCAAACAUCUAUUUUAGACAGUAUACUGCAGGGAGAAUUGCCGUGUGAUCUAGAGAAAUCUAAUCCCACCUACAAUAUUUUGGCACUCCUGCGUGUACUGGAGGGUUUGAACCAGCUUGCACCUCGUUUGAGAGCUCAAAUAGUUUCUGAUAGCUUUGCUGAGGGAAAAAUCUCGAAUUUUGAUCAGCUAAGUGUUACAACUGGAGCUAAGGUUGUUCCAGAGGAAUUUGUAAGUGGUAAGCUUACUCCAAAAUUGGCUAGGCAAAUACAAGACGCACUCGCACUAUGCAGUGGUAGUCUUCCCUUAUGGUGUUACCAGUUGACUAAAGCAUGCCCUUUCUUGUUUCCUUUUGAGACUCGACGACAGUACUUCUAUUCUACUGCAUUUGGGUUAUCUCGAGCAUUGAAUCGUCUUCAGCAGCAGCAAGGUGCUGAUGGUCAUGGGUCAAGUACUGAGAGAGAGGUGAGAGUAGGGAGAUUACAGCGACAAAAGGUUCGUGUCUCUCGUAAUCGUGUCUUGGAUUCUGCUGCUAAAGUUAUGGAGAUGUAUUCUAGCCAAAAAGCUGUACUCGAAGUAGAAUAUUUUGGUGAGGUUGGCACUGGCCUGGGCCCAACCCUGGAGUUUUAUACAAUCUUAAGUCAUGAUUUGCAAAAGGUUGGAUUGCAAAUGUGGAGAUCUCAUUCUUCAAAUAAACAUGAAAUGGAAGUUGAUGGAGAUGAAAACAAAAAGGAUAGUGUAGGGUCUGGGCCUGAUUUGGCUGGAGAUGGAGAACUUGUUCAAGCUCCUCUGGGUUUGUUUCCUCGGCCUUGGCCUACAAAUUCUGAUGCAUCAGAGGGUAGCCAGUUUUCGAAAGUCAUUGAGUAUUUUCGGCUGCUGGGUCGUGUUAUGGCAAAAGCUCUUCAAGAUGGACGACUAUUGGAUCUGCCAUUGUCAGUUGCAUUUUUUAAGCUUGUUCUUGGUCAAGAUCUUGAUUUGCAUGACAUUCUGUUCAUUGAUGCGGAGCUUGGGAAGACUUUGCAAGAGUUGAAUGCCCUUGUUAGUCGGAAACAUUACAUAGAAUCUACUGGUGGUAGCUAUACUGAUACACAUUUUAACUUACAUUUUCAUGGUGCCCCAGUUGAAGAUCUUUGCUUAGAUUUUACUCUUCCUGGUUAUCCUGAUUACACCUUGAAACCUGGAGAUGAAACUGUUGAUAUCAACAAUUUGGAGGAGUACAUGUCCUUGGUGAUUGAUGCAACAGUCAAGACGGGAAUAAUGCGGCAAAUAGAAGCAUUUAGAGCAGGCUUUAAUCAGGUUUUUAACAUCUCAUCUUUACAAAUUUUUACUCCUCAAGAACUAGACUAUUUGCUUUGUGGCCGCAGGGAGUUGUGGGAGGCUGAGACACUUGCUGAUCAUAUAAAAUUCGACCAUGGGUACAAUGCAAAGAGCCAUCCUAUUGUUAAUUUGCUUGAAAUUAUGGGGGAAUUCACUCCGGAGCAGCAGCGUGCCUUCUGUCAAUUUGUUACUGGUGCACCUAGGCUGCCACCUGGUGGGCUGGCAGUUCUAAAUCCGAAACUAACGAUUGUGAGAAAGCUUUCGUCAACUGCGGUUAAUACCUCAGCAAACGGGAAUGGACCUUCAGAAACCGCGGAUGAUGACUUGCCUAGUGUGAUGACGUGCGCUAAUUACCUGAAACUACCCCCUUACUCUACCAAGGAAGUUAUGUACAAGAAGCUACUCUAUGCAAUCAAUGAAGGCCAGGGAUCCUUUGAUUUAUCAUGA